Molecule: messenger RNA, 2277 nt
Organism: Sebastes umbrosus (honeycomb rockfish)
Lineage: Eukaryota; Metazoa; Chordata; Actinopteri; Perciformes; Sebastidae
Gene: hs3st2
Product: heparan sulfate (glucosamine) 3-O-sulfotransferase 2
Exons: 2
Coding region: 489-1613 (374 amino acids)
Molecular function (GO): [heparan sulfate]-glucosamine 3-sulfotransferase activity
Source: RefSeq, a predicted model, not a curated record
CUGGCUUAGCAUCGAAAUCCCCCUCAGAGGUGAUCAGAAAAUACGCGCAAAGUGACAGUUUUUGGCACACAGGACUUUUCUUUCAAUCGACACCAAGGAGAAGGAGGAUAAAGAUGGGCGUCAAAUUCCUCUGGGAUUCGUUUUAAAGGAGGAGACAUCGGUUAAUUGAUCCAAAUGACUCACUUCACACUACUUAAGCCCAACUUGUUUAAAGGAGGACUGACCCAUUUCCUCCCCUCGGAAGCUGCUGUAAUCACAUUCUGCUCCAAGUUUUUCUCGCACACUUUCAGCAGCCUAUGAAAAAGGAAUAAUGCGCCUUACGCGCAGUUGAUGCCUCUCCGAGAAGCCACCCCUAUCCUCGUAUAUGCCAGUCUGUCUGACUUCUUUACAACCUACAUUAUAUUGCCAGACUCCGACCGCAGACCAAGAGAAGAGGAGGAGGAAGACUCCUAAUGGAAAGCCAUGCAGCGCGUUGAACCCAUGGAGACAUGGCACAUAGGUUCCUCUCAUCUACGAACAGAUUCAGCGCCAGAUUCGCCUUCAUAUUCACCGUGUCACUGUCCUGCACCUAUUUGUGCUAUAGUUUCAUGUUCUGUCGCAGCACAAUCAUGACAAACCAGGGUUUGUCAGAGGGGAAAAGAUGCCCACCGCCGAGCAAGAACGCAGGAGGGAAGAAACUUCUUGGGAAAUUGGAGAAUUGCGCGUCUCUGGAAGUCAGAUCACAUCUGGAUGAGUCUGUUGUCCGGCAAGGAUCGAGUGAUAUACGCGACCAAAGUAUGUCUGGAAGCCACUGGGCUGACAUGAAGUUGAGAAACAUGAGUGUGGCGCAAAAGUAUGGGAAUAAGAAGCUGCCGAACGCGUUAAUAGUCGGCGUAAAGAAAGGAGGCACCAGGGCGGUGCUGGAGUUCAUCCGGAUACAUCCAGAUGUGCGCGCACUUGGAACAGAGCCGCACUUUUUCGACAGAAACUAUGACAGAGGGCUCGACUGGUACAGGGGACUAAUGCCACGAACGCUAGACAGCCAGAUCACAUUAGAGAAGACACCCAGCUACUUUGUCACCAGAGAGGCACCCAGACGCAUCGCCAGCAUGUCCCAUGAGACCAAGCUGAUCGUUGUGGUGCGUAACCCGGUCACGAGAGCCAUCUCCGACUACACACAGACUCUUUCCAAGAAGCCCGACAUCCCUACGUUUGAUGAGCUGGCCUUUAAGAACAGAAGCCUGGGCCUCGUCGACACUUCCUGGAAUGCCAUUCGGAUCGGGAUGUACAUCCUGCACCUGGAGAACUGGCUGCAGUACUUCCGCCUGUCGCAAAUGCACUUUGUGAGCGGGGAGCGGCUGAUCACGGACCCGGCGGGGGAAAUGGGCCGCGUUCAGGACUUUUUAGGACUGAAGCGAAUAAUCACGGACAAGCACUUCUACUUUAAUCGAACCAAAGGCUUCCCCUGUCUGAAGAAGCCGGAGAGCAGCAGCCAGCCACGCUGCCUCGGCAAAUCCAAGGGCAGGACUCACGUACAGAUCGAACAGGAGGUCAUAGAUCAGCUGCAGGAGUUUUAUAGGCCAUUUAAUAUCAAAUUCUUUGAAACUGUGGGGCAAGACUUCAAGUGGGAAUGAGAGGGCCAUACAGAAACAGUGCUGUUGUUAAAGUGGCUACCUCUGGAGAGAAAUAUAAAUAAGGGUCUCUUCAACAAAAUGUUAAAUGACAAGUUUAUUGAGCUAUGUAUACAUUGACAAAAUCAAUAUAGAAGAAUAUAAAACUCUUUAAAAUAUAAUCAUAUAAAUGGUUUCACAUAGUACUGGGUUUUGGGUCAUUCUUAUAACAAAGUGCCAUUUCUUUAAAAGAAUAUAUACAAAAAAACAAGUUUCUUUACCACACACAUGACAUAUGAAGCCAACCAGCAUUAAUUCAUUAACCAAGUCAUUAACCAGCAACCAUCACAACGCCACACCACACCUACAUUAACGACACUGCUUAAAUAUUCAUUCCGCUCAAAAUGAACCACCGGCGUUACUGUUAAAAUGAGCUCUCAACAUUUGAUGCAAAAUGUCAAAUGAAUAAUGAAAUCAGCCAAUUAUUCUGCAGAGAAGAGUAUCUCCUUAUUGUUGACAAAAGCUCAUAGGCAACAGCGACAGCUUUACUGAAUACAUGUACUGUAAAAAAUGACAGCUAUAUUAAAACAGAUGCUAUAACACUGAUACCAUUUGUUGAACUUCAGCUCUUUCUGUGUCAGUAUUUUUGUUGUGAUCAUCGAAAUAAAAGGCAAAAGACUUAAAUUCA